AUGGCGGAAUAUGCAGAGGAUGAUGCGGUCCCUAGCGGCUGGCGUACACGUCAACCAGGCUUUACCAUCUGGGCCCUGCUAUCCAUCGUGCGAGUCUCAUUUGUCGGUUUCUGCUACAGCAUCUACUACAUCCCGGCCUCAUUACGUCAGAGCCCAGCGUGGUCAUAUCGCCAAGCAUUACGAUCGCGAAUCUUGAAAGUGGCUUUUGGCGUUAUUACCGAGCUCGGUUUUACACAGUCUCUCAGCAUGGAGGCAGGGGAGCUCGGGGAUCGGUGGGUUAUCAUAGAGCCAGCCUCGGAGGAAUCAUAUCCUGGUGCCUUCAUGAAUCAGACCGUUAAGCCGGAGAGAAUUGGCGGCACCUGGUACCCCGACGCCCCGCCUGAGAAAGCCGAUCCUGAUGACCAAAGUUUGAUCGUGUUGUCAUUUCACUCAGGCUCUUUUCUCUGGUUGGAUGGUCGGCCAGAUGAUUCCGGCGAGACUGCAACCAUGCUUAACAGCAAGCUAGGUCCCGGCACACGAUCGUUCUGGGUACAAUACCGUCUUGCCGGUGGGAAAAAUCCAACCCCGUACCCAGGGCCUAUGCAAGACGCCGUGACAGCGUACUUCUACCUUGUGAAAAACCUUGAAAUCUCUGCAUCUCGAAUUGUUCUCGCUGGUGACUCUUCGGGUGCAACUAUUGCAGUGGCCCUCCUGCGCUAUCUCGUCUCCCAAGAUUACCUCGAUCUCAAGCCCACCGACCAGGCACAUCCUAAAGCAUGUCUUUUGUUUUCACCUUCGGUCGAAUACAGCUUCGAAGGGGACUCACAAGCCUUCCACAAUCAUAGGAAUCAGAAGACCGAUUAUUGCGAUGGCCACAUGGCUGCCUGGGGUGCUCGAGCAUUUGCGCCCCCGGAGACCGUCCGAUUAGAUGACCCGUAUCUUUCGCCAGCGCUCCACCCAUUCGCGACUCCAGUCCCUAUUUUCGCUCAAGCAGGGGGUGCUGAAGUGCUCUGUGACAGCGUCAAAAAGUUCACGGAUGCGAUGCGUGCUAUUCCAAGCAAUCGAAUCGAGUUUUUAGAGACACCAGGUGCACCGCAUGACAUUUAUGUUACUGGGAAACUCCUCGGGUGGCCGAAGGAACAAGAGGAGAUGAUUGAUUCCGCCGUCAGCUUCGCUCUGUGA
Messenger RNA from Penicillium longicatenatum, 1161 nucleotides. RefSeq lists its product as uncharacterized. The transcript has a single exon. The record is from RefSeq and is a predicted model, not a curated record. Bases 1 to 1161 code for a protein of 386 amino acids. NCBI's taxonomy places the organism in Eukaryota, Fungi, Ascomycota, Eurotiomycetes, Eurotiales, Aspergillaceae. Gene Ontology annotation, molecular function: hydrolase activity.